Grus americana (Whooping crane) is the source of this 2373-nucleotide messenger RNA. RefSeq names its product ribophorin I (gene RPN1). NCBI's taxonomy places the organism in Eukaryota, Metazoa, Chordata, Aves, Gruiformes, Gruidae. Gene Ontology annotation, cellular component: membrane; oligosaccharyltransferase complex. The transcript has 10 exons. The record is from RefSeq and is a predicted model, not a curated record. The coding region runs from base 169 to 1956 and encodes 595 amino acids.
CUCUCUCCUCAGGCUCUCGCGUGGCCGCCCCACCUCGCGGGGGGAACUCUAGCGCUGCUGGGCGCCGCCAUCGUGAACCUCGUUCAUCACUGGGCGCCGCCAUCUUGUGCCCUCCCCGUACAGGGCGGGCGCCGCCAUCUUGUGCCCUCCCCGUGCGGUGUGUCGGCCAUGGCGGGGCUGCUGUGCCGCCUGCUCCUCUGCCUGGCGGCCGCCGGGGCCGCCGCCGACCUGCUGCUGGAGGAGGCGCGGCGCUCCGUGGACCUCAGCACUCACCUGGCCAAGGUCUCGGCCGAGCUCAGCCUGGCCAACGCGGCGGGCGGCACGGCCGCCUCAGCCUUCCUGCUGGCGCUGGAGCCCGGCCUGGAGCCCCGCCUGGCCUACCUGGGCGUGCAGGUAAAGGGUGAGGAAGAAGAGGAGAACACCUUGGAAGUGAGAGAGACUAAAGUUAAGGGCAAAAGUGGAAAAUUCUUCUCUGUGAAGCUGCCAUCUCCUUUGGCACCGGGAGCCAAGGUCCGUGUAUCUGUUGAAAUGGUUUUCACGCACGUCCUGCAGCCCUACCCCACCCACAUCACCCAGAGUGAGAAGCAGUUUGUGGUCUUUGAAGGAAAUCACUAUUUCUACUCACCAUACUUCACCAAGACCCAAACAACCCGGGUCAAACUGGCCUCUAGGAAUGUGGAGAGUUACACCAAGCUGGGCAACCCUUCCCGCACUGAAGACAUGAUUGAAUAUGGCCCCUUCAAGGACAUUCCCCCAUACAGCCAGGACACUCUGAAGGUGCACUAUGAAAAUAACAGUCCAUUCCUGACCAUCACCAGUAUGACCCGAGUCAUCGAGGUGUCUCACUGGGGGAACAUUGCAGUUGAAGAGACGGUUGAUUUAAAGCACACAGGAGCAGUGCUGAAGGGGCCUUUCUCCAGAUACGACUACCAGAGACAGCCAGACAGCGGGAUCUCUUCUGUCAAGUCUUUUAAGACCAUUCUCCCAGCUGCUGCUCAGGAUGUCUAUUACAGAGAUGAAAUCGGAAACAUCUCCACCAGCCACCUCCUUGUCCUGGAUGACUCCGUGGAGAUGGAGAUCCGUCCCCGCUUCCCACUUUUUGGAGGAUGGAAAACCCAUUACAUCAUUGGCUAUAACCUGCCAAGCUACGAAUACCUCUACAAUCUGGGUGACCAGUAUGCCUUGAAAAUGAGGUUUGUCGACCACGUGUUUGAUGAGCAAGUUACAGACUCUCUGACUGUCAAGAUCAUCCUGCCAGAAGGUGCCAAGAAUAUCCAUGUGGACAGCCCCUAUGAAAUCAAUCGUGCUUCAGACGAGCUUCACUACACUUACCUGGACACUUUUGGACGUCCAGUUAUUGUGGCACACAAGAGCAACCUGGUGGAGCAGCACAUCCAAGACAUCGUGGUUCAUUACACCUUCAACAAAAUCUUGAUGCUGCAGGAGCCUCUGUUGGUGGUUGGAGCUUUUUACAUCUUGUUCUUCACUGUGAUCGUCUACGUGAGGCUGGAUUUCUCCAUCACUAAGGAUCCAGCUGCUGAAGCUAGGAUGAAGGUUGCCUGCAUCACAGAGCAAGUGCUCACUCUGGUGAACAAGAGACUUGGGCUGUACCGUCACUUUGAUGAAGCAGUGAAUAAAUACAAGCAGUCACGGGACAUCUCCACCCUGAACAGCGGCAAAAAGGCUUUGGAGACGGAGCACAAGGCCCUGACAAAUGAAAUAGCUUCUCUGCAGUCUAAACUGAAGACAGAAGGCUCUGACUUAUGUGAUAAAGUAAGUGAGAUUCAGAAGCUUGAUGGCCAAGUCAAAGAGCUUGUUCUGAAGUCCUCGGUCGAGGCUGAGCGGCUGGUAGCUGGCAAGCUCAAGAAGGACACGUACAUCGAGAAUGAGAAGAUGCAUUCCAACAAGCGCCAGGACCUGGUCACCAAAAUCGACAACAUCCUUGAUGCACUGUAACUGUCUGGUUUGACAGCUGGGUGGAAGGGAGAGGUAUGGAGUGAAAUGAGAAGCCUGGGAGUGGAUACACUUUGAGCCAAAACUCCUUCCCAGCAAAAUUAGGGGAAAAGUUGAUGUGAAAUGUCUGAAAGUAUGUUUUGGUUUUAGGUUUUUCUGUAGAGCCUGUCUGCUCAGCAACAUGUGCUGUGCAAGGGACCAUGACAUCAUGCUGUUUGGCUGGGUAACAGGGUUUCUUUACCAGAGGUGGGGCUCAGCCAGGUUAUAAAACAGUCUCCCGCUUUCGGUUUUCCCUGUAUAGAUGUGCCCUGACUAAACGCACACAAACAGCCAGUCUGAGCACAGGCAUGCUCGUGGCAAAUCUGAAUGUUGCAUCUCCAGAAAGAAUAAAAGAUAACUUUGUUCUACUUUGAAAUAAAA